AUGACUGAGACACCCGAUCUGUCUGCUCAACUCGCUGCUCUUACUGCCCAGAUGAAUGAAGAACGCGAGAAAAUGAGGAGGCUCGAAGCUGAGAAUGCUGACCUGCUCGUACGAAUGGAGGCCAUGUCCUCUCAAGCCACUGAGGCUCAGCCAUCCUGCUUCCGAGGCCUAGUCAGCCCUAUGCAACCUCUGGGAGACCUCACUCCUAUCUCUAACAGUGAUGGACCGAAUCGGACAAUUCCAUCACCCUCGAUAACCAUGACUGAACAUGGACAUUCAUCUACGCCCAGAUCACAACAGAUUCUAGGAGUCAGGCAACUUCCAAGAGCCAGUCAGCCAGCCACUGGACUCGGACAGCAGCAGGUUCCAAGUUUUAAUCAGCCUACCAUUGGAGCCAGCCAGACCAUCAUUGGAGCUAGUCAGAAUAUACCUGAGCAGCAGACAAUCGGAUUGAAUCACCCAGUCAUGAGCGAGCCAAUCCGCCAAGCAACCACAAGCUCAUUUCCAAUCCAAGUUCCUGACUUGGCUCGAAAGUUAGCUGAGAUUGAGGCGCUCAUUCAACGGAUUCCUGAGAUACCAGCUCCAAUUAAGAAGAGUGCAGCAAGCUGUUAUGCAGGCUCUCCAUUCAUAGACGACAUUGCACUAGUGGAAAUUCCAAAGAAGUUCAACUUCCCAAAUAUGAAGAUGUUUGAUUGGACGUCUGACCCGGAUGACCACAUCGCACAGUAUAGGCAGAGGAUGUUCACCGUUGCCAUCCCACGCGAUUUGAGGGAAGCAUGCAUGUGUAAGGGGCUUGGUUUUAGUCUGAUUGGACCAGCCCUCCAGUGGUAUACUAAUUUACCUAAUAAUUCUAUUUUUACUUUUGCACAAUUGACUAACACUUUUGUUGAGCAGUUUGCUAGUAGCAGGAAACUUGAAAAGUCUGCAGAAGACCUCUACAUCAUAGUUCAACGACGGGGUGAGACCUUACAAGAGUACAUAGGCCGUUUCUAUAACCCAUUGUAA
This is a messenger RNA of Humulus lupulus (European hop), 1005 nucleotides long. RefSeq lists its product as uncharacterized. Lineage: Eukaryota; Viridiplantae; Streptophyta; Magnoliopsida; Rosales; Cannabaceae. The transcript is spliced from 2 exons. Bases 1 to 1005 code for a protein of 334 amino acids. The record is from RefSeq and is a predicted model, not a curated record.